Messenger RNA from Chlorella variabilis, 381 nucleotides. RefSeq lists its product as hypothetical. Lineage: Eukaryota; Viridiplantae; Chlorophyta; Trebouxiophyceae; Chlorellales; Chlorellaceae. The record is from RefSeq and is a predicted model, not a curated record. The coding region runs from base 1 to 381 and encodes 126 amino acids. Gene Ontology annotation, molecular function: proton transmembrane transporter activity. The transcript is spliced from 3 exons. Gene Ontology annotation, biological process: proton motive force-driven ATP synthesis.
AUGGCGCAGCGUCUGGCAGCGAUCGUCAGCAAGGCCCGGGCUGCGGCUGAGCCGGCCUGGAAGGUUGCUCGCACGGAGACCCUCAAGCAGUAUGACGCCCUGAUGGCCAAGAACGCGCAGUACGUGGUCAAGGACAAGGAAGCAGCGGACAAGCUGCUCAAGCAGUACGUCUUCACGCAGCUAGCCAAGAUCCCCACCGGCGUCACGGCGUGCAAGGAGGAGGCAAACGUGCUGAAGAGCAAGUGGGGGCAGCUGCGGGAGCUGAACACUUCUGAGGUGCUGGUGGCCGUGUACGUUGGAUUUGCUGCGGAGCUGUACGCCUGGAUGUGCAUCGGCGAGAUCAUCGGCCGCGGCGGCUCUCUCACCGGCUACAAUGUGUGA